UAAGGGAAAAAGAAGUUAAAAAACCAGCCCAUUUGCCUCAUUGUACUUGAUUGAUGAGUAUAGUAGAUCACAUUAUUCGCUCAUCAUCAAACGACAGGAAGAAACAGCUCAAGAGGGUUUCAAUUUCAUUUCAUCCUCCAAAAUAAAACCUUCCAUCAUCUUCACCAUCAUAUUUCCCUUUUUUCAUUCAUACAAACCGAACCCUCUUAUUCUUUCCUACUACAUUCAAUCAUAACUCUCCUCCUUUCUCUUUUCCUCAUUCCCAAGAAAAUUCACAAAAUUCCCAAUUUAAAAUGUUAAUUUAAUUCAAUUAUUAUUAUAUUCUCCAUCCUUUUUUGGUAGCAAUACAUCUUCAAUUUCAUUUUUUUCUUCCCCUUUUUGGCUAUAACCUACGAUCUUCAAUUUUUUAUUUUUCACCAAUGUAUGCUACAAAAUCACGAAUUUCCCUUGACCCAUUUAAAUUCCCCAUCUCAAUCUGAUGCAGCUUUUAUCACAUUGUUUGGAAUGUACGGUUCCCUUCCAUGACCGAGAUCUAGGGUUUCAUAACCCUGUUUCUCCCACAUUGUUCCAUUUCACGGUUCUUCUAGAACAAAUUAACGUUUUCGUGUUAAAUUGUUAAUGGGUUCCCUUUAAAUCUUCGAAAUUUGUCGAUUUAAACUUCUGGGUCGCCAUGCUAAAGCAAUUUCUGAGUAAACUUCCUCGCAAAGCAUCAAAACCUGAAUCGGACGAGUCGUCUCGAGGCGACUCGUCCAGUCCUCGUGCCGCCGGAAAAAACAACCGGUCAAACGGCGGUAAUGGAGGUGGUACAUCCGCUAAAAACAACCCAUCGAAAAAGAAUUCAUCGGCGGCGGUUUUUCCGGCGAGCACCGUGUCGUUGAUCGAACCGUUGGUGCCUUUUAAGGAUGUUCCUAGCUCGGAAAAAAUGAACCUUUUUGUGAGCAAGUUGAGCCUUUGUUGUGUUUCGUUUGAUUUCACCGACCCUGGUAAGAACGUUGUUGAGAAAGAUGUAAAGAGAAGAACUUUGGUUGAACUUGUUGAUUUUGUUUCUACUUUUGGGUCUUCAAGGUUUAGUGAACCUGCUAUUCUUGCAAUGUGUAGAAUGUGUGCUAUUAAUCUCUUUCGUGUUUUCCCGCCAAAUUAUAGGGCUAAUAGAGGUGGUGAGAAUGAUGAUGAUGAACCAUCUUUUGAUCCUGCUUGGCCUCAUCUUCACCUUGUUUAUGAAUUGUUGCUUAAAUUUAUAACAUCUUCAUGUCUUGAUGCUAAGGUUGCAAAAAAGUAUUUUGAUCAUUCUUUUAUUUCGACAUUGUUGGAGUUGUUUGAAUCGGAGGAUCNNNGGGAAAGAGAUUGUCUGAAGACAAUUCUUCACAGGGUUUAUGGGAAAUUCAUGGUUCAUAGACCUUAUAUUCGGAAAUCGAUUAACAAUGUGUUUUAUAAGUUUGUGUUUGAGACUGAAAAACACAAUGGGAUUGCUGAGUUGUUGGAGGUUUUUGGGAGCAUAAUAAGUGGAUUUGCUUUGCCAUUGAAAGAGGAACAUAAAAUCUUCUUGUGGAGAGUUUUGAUCCCUUUGCAUAAGCCUAGAUCUAUGGGGAUUUACUUCCAACAACUAUCUUACUGUGUCUCGCAGUUUAUAGAGAAGGAACCUAAGUUGGCAAGCAUUGUGAUAAGGGGUUUGUUGAAAUAUUGGCCAAUAACACAUAGUCAGAAAGAGGUAAUGUUCAUUGGUGAAGUGGAAGAAAUUUUGGAAACAAUUAACAUGGUAGAGUUCCAAAGGGUCAUGGUUCCAUUGUUUUGGCGGAUUGGAUGCUGCAUUGGCAGUUUACACUUUCAGGUAUCUGAAAGAGCCCUUUUCUUAUGGAACAAUGAUCGCAUUGUCAAUUUGAUCGCUCACAACCGUCAAGUGAUCUUACCUAUCAUAUUUCCAGCUCUGGAGAGGAAUGCUCACAGCCACUGGAACCCAACAGUGCUGAACUUAACUCACAAUGUUAGAAAGAUGUUCAUGGAAAUGGAUGAGAAGCUGUUCCUUUCUUGUCAAUCUCAGUUUAAAGAGGAAGAAGCAAUGCUAAACUCGGAAGCCGAGAAACGGAAGGAAGCCUGGAAACAAUUAGAACAUUCAGCGAGUCUCCAGCCUGUAGUUGGAAAUACCGCCGUUUUAGUGUCUCCGAUUUGAUAAUCGAAACGAUGUAUUAUGAUGAAUAUGAUACACCCCAAAUCAAUUUUUAUCACUUUCAUCCUGGUAUGGUGGAAAACCAUAAGAAAUGUGGUUAAAUGGUUGUUACUGGGAGUAGCUUUUCAUUUUUGGGUCCUAUAGGCCUUUCUUUGAUGCUUCUAGCAGCCAAAUGUUGUAACAUGUAACAUGUUUUUGAUGAAUAAACCUACAAUUUUCAGUCCCUAUA
This is a messenger RNA of Cicer arietinum (chickpea), 2393 nucleotides long. The record is from RefSeq and is a predicted model, not a curated record. NCBI's taxonomy places the organism in Eukaryota, Viridiplantae, Streptophyta, Magnoliopsida, Fabales, Fabaceae.